AUGGUGAAAAUCUUCAUUGGCAAUCUUGACUCCGGCACCACGGUGGACGAGCUACGCACUCUCUUCUCCCAGUAUGGCAAGAUCUCAGAGUGCGACAUCGUCAAGAACUUUGGCUUUGUGCACAUGAACAACAAAGCAGAAGCGGAGGAGGCUAUCAAGAACCUCCACCACUACGAGCUCAACGGGGAGCAAAUGAACGUGGAGAUGAGCCGCGGCAGACCAAAGUCCACCACCAAGCUGCACGUCAGCAACAUCCCAGAGGGUUGCACCAACGAGGAGCUGAAGACCAAGUUUGAGGAGUACGGCCCUGUGGUGGAGGCUGACAUAGUGAAAGACUACGCAUUUGUCCACAUGGAGUCUGUGGAUGAUGCCAUGGAGGCCAUCAGGAGGCUGGACAACACAGCCUUCCAAGGUGAACCCGCUUGCACGGGAGAGCAGAUAGUCUGUGCUCUCCGUAGUUACAGAAUACACUUCCCUUUAGAUUGCAUAAAGAUCGUAACGUGACGCCGAAUAUCAUUUUGGUUUAAUUCUCUGAGGUUAAUGAAUAUGUAAUGGCACUGUAAAGUCGUGAGUCUUUUUCGUGAUUAUUUUAUCCGGUUUCAACGUAACAGUGCAGGUGAACCAAUUGAUGCUAAUAUAAGUAUUUGCAAUGAGGAAAUAACAGUCGUUAAGCAGCAGUGGUGUGCGUGUCAGAACCCAACCGUCUCAUGCGUCUCUUCUCUCUCCUCAAAAGGCAAGCUGAUGAGCGUGCAUCUGUCCACCAGUCGCCUGCGCACGGUCCCGGGAAUGGGAGCUCAAACUGGCUGCUAUGUCUGCGGGAAACAGGGUCACUGGUCGAAAGACUGCCCGAACGGCAGUCAGAACGGCGGUAGCUAUGGUGACCUUGGUGAACGCCCCAGGGGUGGCCUAAUGAGGGGCCGCGGCAGGGACUUCCCACGGGGUCCCCCGGGUUUCAGCAGGAGUGGCGACAGAUACCCGAGUGGCUACGGGAUGUCCCCAAGAGCUGCGGCAUCCUAUUACAUGGGCGGGCUAGGGUAUAGCAGAGCGUCCAGUUACCUGGGGGGGCCGCCUCUUCCCCCUCUGAGCCGUAGGCCUAGCUAUGGCUCUGCUCGGGAGUACAGCGCCGAAGCCAGGGAUCGGUACAGCGGCAGGCUACCGAGCUCUUAUCCUGAGAGAGCAUCGGCCUAUGAGCGAGACCGCUACAGCAGCCAUGUUGACUAUUACGAGAAGUACAGGGCACGGCCAUACGGCUCAAGCUAUUUUGAAGAGCGCCGCCUUGGCUAUAUCCCCCCUCCCCCCUCUUCCUCCCUCUCAAGGCUCUCCUCUAGUGUCGACCUGUACGAGCGUCGGCCACUACCACCAUCCUCGGCGGCCGCCUCGUACUACUUGCGAGACCGCAGCCCGAUCAGACGAGUGGCCGUCACCUCUGACAGCUAUGGUUAUGAGCGUUCGCGGCUGUCCCCGGUGUCCUCCUCCAGAAGCUCCUCGUACGCCGUCCCGCAGGCCAGGGACCCUUACACCGAUCGGACACGCUAUGCUUACUGA
Molecule: messenger RNA, 1545 nt
Organism: Coregonus sp. 'balchen'
Lineage: Eukaryota; Metazoa; Chordata; Actinopteri; Salmoniformes; Salmonidae
Source: the annotation of a GenBank genome assembly